Megalops cyprinoides (Indo-Pacific tarpon) is the source of this 2488-nucleotide messenger RNA. RefSeq names its product high mobility group protein HMG-I/HMG-Y-like. The coding region runs from base 288 to 581 and encodes 97 amino acids. Lineage: Eukaryota; Metazoa; Chordata; Actinopteri; Elopiformes; Megalopidae. Gene Ontology annotation, cellular component: nucleus; chromatin. The transcript has 5 exons. Gene Ontology annotation, biological process: regulation of DNA-templated transcription. The record is from RefSeq and is a predicted model, not a curated record. Gene Ontology annotation, molecular function: DNA binding; transcription coregulator activity.
UUGUUUUUAUGUCUUCUUCCUUCUGUGCUGACAAUACUGUUUACCCCCUCGAAAUUAAGUUUUUACGGGCUGAUCUGCGAGCUCAUUCCCUAGCGGAGGCUGAGGAUUUUAAACCGGCUCGGCUGCAGACGCGCACUUGCGAGGAGCUGUUUAUCUUUUAGCUAAUUUAAUCAGAGGACAUUACGGAGAGGGGGUUGGGGAAGGACAGGCAACGAUACAGAAAAUCCAGCAAGAUCGUGUGCUUGCGAGGGCUACAGCGGCCUUGAUUGUAUAGCAAAGUGUUAAAAAUGAGUGACCCGAGUGCAAAGGGCAAUCAGGCCGUCUCUCAGAAAGACAAGGAUGGAGCAGAGAAGAGAGGCCGAGGCCGACCGCGGAAACAGCCCAAGGAGCCCAGUGGGUCUCCCACUCCAAAGAGACCCAGAGGCAGACCGAAGGGCAGCAAGAACAAGACCACCAGCAAGAGCAAAAAAGCUGUGGGCGCUGUCGAGGAGAAGCGCAGGGGCAGGCCCAAGAAGGAGGAGAAAGAAGAGCAGGGAGCGAAGGAGUCCUCUGAGGAAGAGGAGGAGGACGAAGAGCAGUAACUGCCGCUACUGUGCACUACCUCAUCAUUCAACGUACUGACUUCCUGUCAAUCACAGCUGGACUGAAACUCCAAAACCACCCCACCCCCGGUUCUCACCCCCCACAGAGGGGGGGUGUGGUCUUAUAUACCUGAUACUUGCAACGGCACUGGAAGGAAACUUUUCUAUAUAAAUAUAUCUGUAAUGAUUAUGUUCUGCCUAUCCAUAUUUAUGUAUCUGUAAAAGAAAAGGACUAACUGGCAACUCCCCACUGUUUCAUAGCAGGCUUUCAGACCAGUGCACAUGGUGGUCUUUCCUACUGGGCAAAGUUGAAUUUGUGUAUUUACUUUUCCUCCUUUGUAAUUUUGUUGAUUGUGUGUGUGUUUGCGUGGUAAUUCCAGAGAAAUUGACUCCUUUCAUUCAUUUAGGCUAGGGAUGGUUAUGAGGUAGAUUGUUGUAGCGUAUUGUGGUGAGUGCUUCUGCCCUUGGUCCUAGUGUGUAGUGUUUUGUAGCCGACCUCUGCAUAGUGUAGCUCCACAGAAGUUCAGUUCCUGCCUCCCUCCUUUACCGAAUACAUAGGUUGUCGUUUUAAAAGGUGCUUUUUGUUGCAUGAGACCUGAAAGCAUUGUACAUGUUUUUAUUAUACUACUGUCAGAGUGUUUGUAGUGAGGGGUGAAUGUAGCAGAAGGAGGUGAAGGGCCGCCGUUACGCGGUGGUUUUGUUGGAGUGUGUAGCGGGCCACUGACAUGGUGCUAAAAGGGUAGGUCACUUGCUGGGCAGCCAAACAUGGCACAGAAGUGGCAGGGCUGCUGUAGUACUGCAGUGCUCUUUCAUUCAGGUCAGUCUAGCAUUAAAGCCAGCAGCUGUAGAACUCCCUCACUUGCCUGCCUGUCUGAAUGGUGUGCUUGAAUGCCAGGGAGUGGCUGAGUUAAACUCUUCAGUUAAGCCCUGGAGGGGAGGGGGGGAUGUGUCCCCACCUCUGGUUCAAUCUGGGAUUUUUUUUUUUUUUUUACCUCACUUGCUGCAGGCAGUCUGGCUGCACUCAGGUAGCGGAGGAGGAAUCGUCAGCAAACCGCAAACUUUAGAGAAAAUGAUGAAUAUAAAAAGCCUGGGAUGAUAUCCCCAUGUGAGGAGUUUAACAGAUUGUUUUAAAUUGGAAGGGCAGAGCAUUUUGGGGGGGGCAUUUCAGGUCCUGUUUUGCUGCUUGUGUAAACGUUUUUAAUAUGGUGUAUUUUCCGUCUCUUCUCUCCUGGGGUGUGGGGCUCCUCCCACUCUCAGCCUGCAGUGCAUGCUGCAGCUCAGUUAUCCGGUGUACUGCUACUGGGCGGCCUCUGGCCACGCCCACUCCAUACCUCACUCUACCACAGCUGACUUGAUCUUACAUUUAACUGGUUCAAUUGUAUAUAAUUCUGGGAAGAGGGAGAGACUCCCACAUGCUGGGAUGGUCUUUGUAGGUUCUGAUGUGUUGGCAGUUUGGAUUGUUAACUCAUUACUUUUAAACAUUUGUUUUGGGGUUUAAAGAUGUCCGCUUAGUGUGGGCGGUGCACACACACACACACACACACACACACACACACCCCCUCAUCUGUGAAAGUCUGGCUUUCUAUGGAAAUGGUCUUGCACUGCACAGUGAUGUGACACAAACCGAACUCGUCAGGGACACGUCAAAGAAAUUGUCCACUUCUGUAAACCUCCACUGAGAGAGGGGUGAGUUUCUGUGGUGUGUUAGUGCCAGGUGGGAGGGGCUGCAAUGGGAGGUUACCACGGCUACGCUGCCGAUACAGCGCCACUCACCUGGAGGGGUGGGUUACCUCGCCAAAAGGCUGUUCUCAUAGAAACGGACACUGCCUAGUCCUGCGCUUUCCUGCCAUUUAAAUAUUAGUCAUGGAGUUGGACAUUCUCUGGGCGGAGGAGACAUUCCCUUUGUG